Carassius gibelio (silver crucian carp) is the source of this 2350-nucleotide messenger RNA. It is a transcript of the gene pm20d1.2, whose product is annotated as peptidase M20 domain containing 1, tandem duplicate 2. The transcript has 13 exons. Gene Ontology annotation, molecular function: hydrolase activity, acting on carbon-nitrogen (but not peptide) bonds, in linear amides; metallocarboxypeptidase activity. Bases 44 to 1612 code for a protein of 522 amino acids. The record is from RefSeq and is a predicted model, not a curated record. Lineage: Eukaryota; Metazoa; Chordata; Actinopteri; Cypriniformes; Cyprinidae. Gene Ontology annotation, biological process: amino acid metabolic process.
GAACUCUGGCCAUGAAAUGACUGUAUUUUGCACUUCCUGAAACAUGACAGGCCAAAACGCUGAGUGGAAAUUAUUUAAGUUUCUCAAAGUGCUGCUGUUUAGUGUCAUAUUUUUGAUUACAGUUUUGUUCCUUGUUGCCACAGUUAAGACGUUUACAUUUGACGCGGACGCGGGGCUUCUGUUGGGAAAAUGGGAAAAUACAACAGCCAUUUCUCUUCAUUUAAGUCCACAACAGAGAAAGAACCAGCUGGCACAUUUCAAAGCGGCCAUCCAGAUUCCCACUGUGUCAUUCACUGAGACAAAUGUGAACACGAGCGCGCUGCGUGAGUUUGACGCGCUGCUGAGGAAGGUCUUCCCGAAGGUCUUCUCAUCCAGUGUGGUCCAGCAUGAGAUGGUGGGAAGCUACAGCCACCUGUUGACUGUAUCGGGAAGCGAGGCUGAUCUGGAGCCCUACAUGCUGCUGGCACACAUUGAUGUAGUGCCGGCCGAUGAGGCAGAUGGGUGGGAUGCUCCUCCUUUCUCUGCUCAAGAGAUCAAUGGCUUCAUUUAUGGACGAGGAACCAUCGACAAUAAACAGUCUGUGAUGGGGAUCCUUCAGGCGUUGGAAUACCUGCUGGAACGAGGUUACACUCCUCGGAGAAGCUUCUACAUUGGCUUGGGUCACGAUGAGGAGGUGAAUGGUUUACAUGGGGCAGUCAAUAUCGUGAAGCUCCUGAAGAGUCGUGGGGUGAAGCUCCAGUAUGUUUUAGAUGAAGGCCUGGCAGUGCUGGAUGGUGUCAUAAGUGGCCUGGAUGGACCUGCUGCCCUAAUAGGUAUCAGUGAGAAAGGUCAGGCCACAGUGAAGCUGAGUGUCAGCAGCGCUCCAGGACAUUCGUCCAUGCCUCCCAGAGAAAGCAGCAUCGGCAUCUUGGCUUCAGCAGUCAAAAGAUUGGAGGAAAAUCCAAUGCCCAGGCUGUUUGGAUAUGGUCCUGAGCGUGGUAUGUUUGAACACCUAGCCCAUAAGUUUGGUUUGCCUCUCAAAUUCAUCAUGUCUAAUCUGUGGCUCUUCUCUCCGCUACUCAGCAGGGUGUUGGAGAGAAAACCUGACACAAAUGCUUUUGUAAGAACCACAACUGCCGUCACUAUGUUUAACUCGGGUGUAAAGAUUAACAUAAUCCCGUCAUAUGCUGAAGCUUUGGUUAAUUUCCGUAUCCACUCAUCCCAAACACUGCAGGAGGUUCUGGAGUUAGUCGAGUCAACUGUGUCAGAUGAGCGUGUGAAGGUAGAGCUAGUCAAUGGAUUCGACCCACUGCCCAUCAGUUCCUAUGAUGAGCAGGCGUUUGGCUUUCAGAUCAUAAAGAAAACGGUGCAGAGCAUGUUUCCUCAGCUUACGGUGGCUCCUGGUGUCUGUGUUGGCAACACUGACAGCCGUCACUACAAGGAUAUCACUCAAGAUAUAUAUCGCUUUGCUCCGUCAUGGUUCAAACCAGGUGAUCCUCAGAGAUUUCACGGUGUGAACGAGAGAAUCUCCAUUCAGAACUAUGAAGAGAUCGUGCAGUUCUACUUUCAGCUCAUCCAGAAUAAUGACAUCAGGAAGCUGCCGCCACCUCACAGUAGCCAGCAUGAGCUGUAAAUGGUGCGAUGUUACUUACACGGAUCUCAAAACACUGAAGAUUUAGAAGGCUUUGUUUUAGCAUGUAUUUCUUUUUAAACUGUAUUAUCACCCUGACUUUUAAGUAAUGGGUUUUGCCAGUUAGACCAGCCAAAUUACUGUAAGUUUACUGUAAGCAAUCCUGACCAUGACCAAAAACACCCUGAAGCAUUGCUGAACACGACUACACUUCAGCUGAGCCCCUUCAAAAACUGUAGGUAUGCAAAUAAAUCAGAAGAAAUGGGGAUUGUGAUAUUUGAAAGUGUGAGUGGGUGCAGAGGACAUGAUUGAAUUAGUUAACUCUGCUUCAAAAUACUUAUAAAUACAUUUCUGAGAGAUUCAUCUUAAACAGCCUGAGCUCUAUUAUAUGUAUCUUACCUUUAUAGUGUUUUCAUUGAUUCAGAUUUUAUUAAGGUCUAAGUUAGUGCUGUGUUACAUUUUCCAAGCUUGCAUUAUGGGCCAAUAGCGCUGGACUGAAGUGAUUUAUUAUGACUGAUUAUGUCUGGAUAUAAACAUUUACUUCUGCAUAUCACCUGUAACUCGACCCAAAGGUAUUGUUAUCGGUUGUUUAAAUGUUACUUUGAAUCCUUAGUAAUUUAAAUGGAGUGUGCUGAGACUGAAAAUGAGUGUAAAUGUUUUGCAUUAAUCAUUUUGAAAUGUCAAGAAUGUUACAUGAAUUUUUAAUUUAAAUUUUAAAUUAAUAAAUUGUUUUAAUAGAAA